AUGCGUCGGAACAGAACCAACAUUGCUGGUACAGGGGGCGGUCCGUCCGUUUAUUCCUCACUGAACGAAUUAGAGCAGCGAGUAAGCGAGUUGCUUUCCAUAAAUAAAGCUGUGGGCGGGAUAGGUAGCACGCGGGAGUUUGGUGCGCGUCAGACGGAUGUACCAACUACAAGUUUAGGAGCAUUUUUGAAUGAUAGCAAUUUAGUCGAUAUGCCCGAAGGGGAGAAUGACAGCGAUUCAGUCGAUGUGCCCGAACAGGUGACUGAGAAACCUUCCUGCAGCCGUUCGGUACUCACUCCACGCAAUAAGCAAAGCUUACUAGAAAAGCAGGUGGAUAAUCAAAUUAUGUACCAAAAAAAUUCAACAGAAAUACUGACUGAGAUUAAUGAUUCCUUAAAAAAUAUUUCCAAAACCAUGGAAAGGACAUAUAAAAUGGUAUAUAAAAUAGAAAAACAAAAGCUAAAUUUAGCAAAAGAGCAGUUCGUCCAUAGUCGAAAAAUGGACUGUGAUAAUUUUAAGUUAAAACUUAGGAAAUUAGAAAUUCAAAAACAAAUGUCGGAGUUGCAGACAAAUAAGACACAUGAGAAACAUGGAACUUCCUUUUAAUUUUUUACUUAUGUACGUAUGUAC
Molecule: messenger RNA, 630 nt
Organism: Anastrepha obliqua
Lineage: Eukaryota; Metazoa; Arthropoda; Insecta; Diptera; Tephritidae
Exons: 1
Coding region: 1-606 (201 amino acids)
Source: RefSeq, a predicted model, not a curated record